Molecule: messenger RNA, 1305 nt
Organism: Paracoccidioides brasiliensis Pb18
Product: histone acetyltransferase type B subunit 2
Exons: 6
Coding region: 1-1305 (434 amino acids)
Biological process (GO): regulation of gene expression
Cellular component (GO): Rpd3L-Expanded complex; Rpd3L complex; nucleus
Molecular function (GO): histone binding
Source: RefSeq, a predicted model, not a curated record
AUGGACGAUUAUGAUCAAGGUUUAGAGGAGGAGCAAGAGGAAGAGAGAACAGAGGAGAAGAUAAUUAAUGAAGAAUACAAGACGUGGAAGAAAAAUGCGCCAUUUCUUUAUGAUAUGAUUCUCAGCACAGCUCUGGAAUGGCCAACCCUUACAACACAGUGGCUACCGGAUAAGCAAGCUGUCCCUGAUAAAUGCUACUCUACCCAUCGCCUCCUUAUUGGAACACAUACCUCGAGCGAUGCUCAAAAUUACCUCCAAAUAGCACACGUUCAACUACCCAAUCCACGAACCCCCGAUGCUGAGGACUAUGAUGACGAGAAGGCUGAGAUUGGCGGAUAUGGUGGGGGAGGGUCGAAGAAGGCGCCCAUGGAGGUGAAAUUCAACAUUGUCCAAAAGAUAGAUCAUAAAGGCGAAGUAAACAAGGCAAGAUACCAGCCGCAGAACCCGAAUGUGAUUGCGACCAUGUGCACGGAUGGUAGAGUGAUGGUUUGGGACCGCUCGAGACACCCCAGUCUCCCCACAGGUACCGUUUGUCCUGAAUUGGAGUUGCUGGGACACACGAAAGAAGGCUUUGGUUUAAGUUGGAGUCCGCAUUUUAUUGGCCAUCUCGCGACUGGAAGUGAAGACAAGACUGUCCGUCUUUGGGACAUAACGCAACACACAAAGGGCAACAAGGCUCUUAAACCCUCCCGGACCUACACCCAUCACUCCUCCAUCGUUAACGACGUUCAAUACCACCCUCUCCACUCCUCCCUAAUCGGCACCGUAUCUGACGACAUCACUCUUCAAAUCCUCGACAUUCGUGAAGCGGACACCACACGCGCAGCCGCAGUGUCAAAGGACGAGCACAAGGAUGCCAUAAACGCAAUCGCAUUCAACCCAGCCAAGGAAACCGUCCUCGCAACCGGUUCCGCUGACAAGAGCGUAGGAAUCUGGGAUCUGCGAAAUCUGAAAUCGAAGCUGCAUGCGCUGGAAUGCCAUACCGAAUCCGUGACUUCGUUGUCGUGGCAUCCGUUCGAGGAAGCCGUUCUUGCGAGUGCUAGUUAUGAUCGGAGGAUUAUGUUUUGGGAUCUCAGUCGGGCUGGUGAGGAGCAGACGCCCGAGGAUGCGCAGGAUGGUCCGCCUGAACUGUUAUUCAUGCACGGUGGCCAUACGAACCGCAUCUCCGAUUUCAGCUGGAAUUUGAAUGAUCCCUGGGUUCUGUGCUCCGCUGCAGAAGACAAUCUGCUCCAGGUCUGGAAGGUAUCGGAUGCCAUUGUGGGAAAGGAUAUGGAGGAUAUUCCUACUGAUGAGCUGGAGCCGUAG